AGUUCGUACGCGAGGUACUGAGGAAGAAGAAGAAAGCUCUUCUGGCGGUGGCGAGAGGCAGGCAGAUAGAGAUGGGCAGUGAGUUUGGAUAUGCGUACAGUUACGAUUUGCAGAUGGAUGAUGAGAUAAUGAAACCAGAUGAACUCCCUGAGUUUGAGCUGAGAAAGAGAUUUCACACCAGGGAUUCCAAAUACUUUUUCUUCAAGUUCAGAACCCAGUUCAUUGUGGAAGAAGAACAAGGGGGUGCUCAUGCGUUCGUGGGUUAGGAAACAUUCCACGCGUGCUUCUCCAAUGAGGCUAGAAGUGACCGUAUUCUUUUUUUGCUGAUGGGCAGCAGGCUGUUUGUGGAGUACUGGAUGAUGCCACACGAUGCAAUUAGUCUGUGUGCUUCUGCAGUGGACUUUGCCAGAAAGAUGGGGGCCGAUCGCCCCCAUCUAGAUGUUAUCCCUGUUUUUGUGGAGAUUAAGGUUUCCACUGUGCAGCAGGCUGGGGAGCCCAUUGCCCUCACCCUUGAGAGGGCAAUCCGGCCAGAACGCUUGUGCCCGUUGUACACCAACGUGUUCACCAUGCUGCCUCCCGUGGACCCCUCGCUCCUAUUGCACGUGAGGAGUCUGCCCAGGAUUAGAGUGGAACGUGUGGAGCAGGGGUCGGCUCUCAUGGAUUUGUGCGACAUUUGCUCGCGCGGUCCGACCGUUGGGGAUCAGAUAUCCAAUCUCAAAUGCGGGCAUGCUUUUCAUUCUCACUGUGUUGUGAGAUGGCUGGUGCGUAGCAAUCUGUGUCCCACCUGCGAUGCCCAAGAACACAAUCUUCGGAUUCCCAAAGUGAAUGCCCCUGCAGAGGAGUCUCUGGCUAGCCUCUCGGUUUCAUAAGCUUCCUUUCUAUUUAUUAUUAAGCUAUAAAUAUUAAUAUUAACAUUAUUAUAUGGCUAUAUUCAUCCCCUUUUAUAUGAAAUGAAGUAGAAAGGUUGCCCUUAAUCUUUAGAAAAGGAGUUGUCUUCUGAUUUCUUAUAAAUGGGGUUGCAUUUG
This is a messenger RNA of Cuscuta campestris, 1025 nucleotides long. NCBI's taxonomy places the organism in Eukaryota, Viridiplantae, Streptophyta, Magnoliopsida, Solanales, Convolvulaceae. The record is from the annotation of a GenBank genome assembly.